UAAAAGCUGAAGAAAUGUGAAAACUGUUCACAAUAGGGCCUAUUUAAUAAGUUGCCAAGCAAAUGAGAAUUUUAUUGGAUAUAUUAAUUUAGUAUCUAUAUUGUCGACUCCGCAAUUCGUUUCGAUCUUUAAACACUGGUGUUGAGGGGGUGUGGGGCCACAGAAAGAAAAGGCGACAAAGAAUCUCCUCCAUCUAUCUGUUUGUGUGUGAUUACAUUUAACAACACUUCAACGGUGUACUACGUAGCUGGAAAAUAAUCUGAACAAUGUCAUGUGUUCUUUUACUGCUGCAAAAUUCAUAUGCACCAUUGUUUUGGUGAGCGCAUGGCUUUGUGCUGAAUCUUGUGAGGAAACUCUCAUGCCAGACAUUGAACGCAUUACAUUCGUUGAGGGCGAGGCCAGCUCCAUCUCCUGUUUCAUAUCAAACGGAACGGCGACGUCACUGACGAUGAGCUUGCUACAGCCCAAUCUGACAUCGGAGGAGCUGCUGGAGGUCAGCGAAUCCGGUUUCACAGAGGCUGAACCAGACUGCUGGCAGUACUACAUAAAAUACAGCUUCGUGCCAAACCGGAGGAUGAACACGGUACCCCAGUCACAGUUCAGCUGCAGUGUCCGAAACAGGAAGGGCUUCUUUUCCAAACUAGAUAUCAUUGUUGAAGUGAGACCGUUUGGACCAAAUGUCACUAUUCCGGAUGCGCUGGAAGCAGGGAUGAGUAUAAACACAACAUGCUCUGUUACAGACGGGUCUGGACCAUUUAGUCUGACCUGGUACUUGGAAUCCACAAAGAUGAACUCGUCUGCAAAAACGAAAAUGAAUGCAGACGGGACUAGAGGUAUAGAGAACACGUUAGAGUUGGAUCUCACCCCGGAGCACAGUGGGAAAGUCCUGAAGUGUGAGCUCGUUCAUGGUAGAAAUUACCAGAGACACGUCUCAAAGAGAUUGACUGUAAAAUUUUCUCCCAUCGUCACUGUGCCUACGUCAAACUAUUCCAUCAAAGAAGGCAGCACCGCGAGUCUGGAGUGUUACGUCCGGGCUGAACCGAUCAGUGUUGUAUGGUGGACUAAAGACAACGCCAACAUCAGUGUCGUAGAGUUGACUAAAGACAACGUCAUCAUCGAAGAAGGUGGUUCUGAUCGAUACAGCAUUGGAAAUUCAUCUCACGCCUCCCUAACCAUACGGAAUGUGAUGACAGACGACAGUGGAAUGUACGUCUGCUCAGCUAGCAACGAUAAAGGAACAGCAACAAGUCAAAAUAUCACAGUGGAUGUGAUAUAUCCUCCUAAACCUGACAAUGUGACGUCCUUGAUAACGGCCACGGUGGGAGAUGCUGUCACUCUGACGUGUUCUGUAACAGCUAACCCCGCCGUAACCAUGGUCACCUGGAAGUAUGGAAAUACGUUGUUACCAGAAACGGGGACGACACUGAAUGUCAACAUAUCAAACUCCUCGUUUGGUGUCUACACGUGCAUAGCUACAAACCCCAUUGGCUCAUCAUUGCUCAUAGAGUUUACGCUGAGAGAGACAGAGGCAGAUGCAAAUUCUGUAACACCAAAAACAAUUACAGAUACAGACUGGACUAAACAAUUUGGUUUCGACAUAAAGCUAGUGCUAGCAGCCGUUGCACCCGUUUCCUUCUUCAGUAUCUGUGUGUUUGCUGUGUGCCUUGUUAAGAGAGUGAAAUCCGUCAAGGAUGGUUGUCAAAGCAAACAGCCUGAACAAGACACCUCGGCUCAUCAACAACCAGUUAGAUAUACUGACUCGUCUCAAAAGCCUACACUACAAGAAAAAGUCCAACCAAGUACUUCAUUGAACUAUUCUGAGAAGCCACCUGAACCUUUGUCAUCAGAAGAAGCUCAGACAGUCAUUCCACUUAAAUCCCAGAAGACUCAACCUCUGUUAUCAGAAGAAAGUGAGACAUUCACUAUACGUACUUGUUCCAAGAGGUCUUGUGAUUUUACAUCAUCAGGAGAAAGCCAAACAUUUACUAUAGUUAAUUCUGAAAGGUCUUUUCUACCUUUGUCGUCAGACGAAAGCCAAGAGCUUGUUUCAGAAAAAAAGUAAAAAAAGUAAAAUAAAGAUGUAAAUUAAGCCAAAUCCUCAACAGUCUUCAAAUUUCGAGCUCACAAAUCUCACCCACUCCCAGACUUUGAAUUUGCCCAAGAAACCUGGUGUUACGGGAUACAGACACUGAUCUAAAGGGGUUUCUGAAGGUACAUGCAGCUCCAUUCUGAACCUCAAAGUGCCCUGAAUCUCCUGUGACCAACAGAUGAAUACAAUGGAUUUAUUUCUUCAAAUCAAGGAGAUGUAAUAUCUAGGACAUCCAAAGUAUUUCUGGAGGAAGAUUGUCGUAUAUAUUCUACAGACAGAAGUAGGAUAUUACGUGAAAUCCUGGAAUCGAUGUUACUUGAAAUCCAACAGGGAAGAUUGUCGUAUAUAUUCUACAGACAGAAGUAGGAUAUUACGUGAAAUCCUGGAAUCGAUGUUACUUGAAUGAAUGAAUGAAUGAAUGUUUAACGACACCCCAGCACGAAAUAUACAUCGGCUAUUGGGUGUCAAACUAUGGUAAUGGAAACAAGUAAGGUGAUGAUCAACAUCAACACAA
Molecule: messenger RNA, 2603 nt
Organism: Gigantopelta aegis
Lineage: Eukaryota; Metazoa; Mollusca; Gastropoda; Neomphalida; Peltospiridae
Product: B-cell receptor CD22-like
Exons: 15
Coding region: 272-2062 (596 amino acids)
Biological process (GO): homophilic cell-cell adhesion; synapse organization
Cellular component (GO): cell-cell junction; plasma membrane; neuronal cell body
Molecular function (GO): cell adhesion molecule binding; axon guidance receptor activity
Source: RefSeq, a predicted model, not a curated record